AUUGCGCCACGUGGACGAUAAUCCACCACCGAUCCACUGCAAAAUAUCACUAAGUUCCCUCGCUGGCUUCAGUUUCGUAAUUCAUUUUUCAAUCUAAAUCUUUCAACAAUCUCUGAACACAUCAUCAAUGGGGAAAGACGAUAAUCCGAGUCCAGGUGAAACUGGAGCGGCGGCGGAGACGGAUCCGGCAAGGGAAUGCGAGGGAAAAGGAGCUUGUGAAUUCAAACAGACUCGUUUCGCUGAUACAAUCAUGCCUCAUAUCCUCAACUUGUACGGGUCAUGUGCAAAAGCAAACGAUUUUGACAUGUACGCGCCAAAUGCUUCGUUUGAGGACCCUUUAACACAUGCUCAAGGGGUUAAGCAAAUCAAAUCAGCAUUUUACUCACUCUCUAAGUUUUUUGGUGAGUCGAAGAUUGUUGAAUACCACGUUCAAGAAAGUGAUAUUGCCCCGGGGAGAAAAGAGAUACUAAUAGACAACAAACAACACUACAAGAUCAUGGGAAAGGACAUAGAUAUGAUCUCUCUCAUCAAACUCUCUGUCGAAAAUGGGAAGAUCGUCCGACACGAAGACUGGUGGGACAAGAAACCUCUGAGGAACAGAGACACGGUUAGCUUCCCAUUAGUCGGUCGGUUUAUGGAGAUGGGUCGAAGAGGCAUGAUGCUAGCUACUCAUGCCAUGAUGGGUUUUGGUAAAGAUCCUGACUCACACUGAAUAAAGAUGAAUCAUGGGUUCAGGAAAAAAAACAGUAUAUUAUAGUGUCUAGGCUCUUCGAAACACUACUUAGCUUUUGAGGAACUUCUUCUAUCAGUUUGGUUUGGUUUUAAGUUUGUAAUAUGUUAAACGUGUGGUUUGUUAUAAAGUCACCAAAAUUCUCCACAA
Messenger RNA from Raphanus sativus (radish), 880 nucleotides. RefSeq lists its product as uncharacterized. NCBI's taxonomy places the organism in Eukaryota, Viridiplantae, Streptophyta, Magnoliopsida, Brassicales, Brassicaceae. The coding region runs from base 128 to 712 and encodes 194 amino acids. The record is from RefSeq and is a predicted model, not a curated record. The transcript has 7 exons.